UGCGAAUAGCAGAGGAAUUUCAGACUGGAACAAGCAAGUUAUAGCAAAAGCCAUAGGCGAGUCCAGCAAGCGAAGGAGAGGAACGUUACUUUAUAAGAAAAAGGAGGAAGUUGGGAGGGGUUGUUCUGAAGGAGCAUCCUUUGGUGGAAAUGGAGAGUUCAGAGUGGUGACAGUUUCUCACUGGCUGAGCUGCUUGGCAGGAGGAACAGGAGGAACUCUUCUUCUUCCUGUUGGGGUGGUAAUUGGCAGGCCCUCCCGUGGGUCUGUAAGUAGGUGGAGUCUAGUGUGGAGGGCUCCCCACUCCUGGCCUCCUGGCCGGGUUUUCAGUGAGGUCUCCUGGACUCUGAGUCCCAGGUUCCUCCGUGUUGUACCAUGUGUCAGAACCUCCUUCCUUUUUGUGGCUGGGCGCCACUCCGUCUCAGGUCUCCCGUGGUGUUAAGGCACCAGAUUUCUUUACUCUGCAUCACUCAUGGAUAUCUGGGCUGUUUCUAUGUUUGGGCUACUAUGAAUAAUGCCGGAGGAAUGUUUACGUGCGAUUUUCACCUUCUCUUGAGUGUGCACCCAGGGGUGGGGUGGAUGAGUCCUGUGGUAAUUCUCUUUAGUUUUCUGAGGAAACUGCCAGACUUUUUCUCAGCGGCUGCACCAUUGUACCUCCCCCAGCAUGUGAGAGUUUCGGUUUCUCCACCCUCCCCAGCACUGGCGGCCUCUCUCUUUUGUGAUGCAGUCAUGCUGGUGGGCGAGAAGUGGCUUCUCACUGCGGUCUGAUUUGCAUUUCCCCGAUGGCUAGUGACUUUCACUUUUGGAUCUGGACAUUCGCUGGCCCUGCCCUUGCUCCGGAGCUCCAGGGCAGAGUGAACGCACCUCACCCGCAGGGUGGCCUCGCUUCCCUUCUGGGCCGGAGCCUGAGCGCCACGGUCACGGAGCAUGGCAUCAGCCUUUGAGAGGGUAGUCAAGAGCGUCAUCCGGGAGCUGGACCAAAGAGGGGAGCUCAUCCCAGUGGACAGCCUGCAGAGCUCCACCAGCUUCCAGCCCUACUGCCUAUUGGUCAGGAAGCCCUCGAGGUCGUGGUUCUGGAGACACCGCUACAAGUGUGUCAACCUGUCCAUCAGGGACAUCCUGGAGCCCAAUGCCCCGGAACCAGCUGUGGAACGUGGCGGCCCCUUCCACUUCCAAGACACUGUGGACGGGCAGGUGAAGGGCAGUGUGGAGCUGACAGCCCCAGGACAUGGGCGGUUGGGAGGUGGGGCCUCAGUGUCCGGCAGCUCCAGUGCCUCCAUGAACGUGUGCAGACUUCAGGUCGUCCCCAACACCUGGGUGGCCAUGCAACAAGAGCGGCGCCUGCGGCAGCCUGAGCACAAAAUCCUGCAGCAGCUACGGAAUCGUGGGGUCGAUGUGUUCGUGGUAACGGAGGUGCUGCAGACGCAGAAGGAGGUGGAGGUCACCCGGACCCACAAGCAGGAGGGCUCGGGCCAGUUUGUGUUGCCUGGAGCCGUGGGCUUGCAGGGCCAGGGCCAAGGCCACCUGAGCCAGAGGAAGACGGUCACCAUCCCCCCAGGCAGCAUCCUCGCAUUCCAAGUGGCCCAGCUGGUUAUUGGCUCUGACUGGGACGUCCUCCUCUUCCCGGGCAAGAAGCAGAGGACCUUCGAGCCGCCCCAGGCAGGCCAGAGGUCUUCCUGUGAAGACCGCAAGCCACCGCAGACUUUGGAUGUCAGCUCCAAGAGCGUGUCAGGAUUCAGGAUCGAGUCGGAUGGGUCCACCGAAGACGGGUUGGUGCCCACCCAAGACUUCCAGGGCCUGCAGAAGGAGGUGAGGGCGCAGGCCGAGGGCCUGGAGGGCUUGUGCAAGGACCUGCGUGAGCAGCUGCUGGGAGGCUUGCGGCAGGUGCUGCGGGAAGAGCUGGCCCUACAAGCCCUGGAGGAGGCGCUGGAGCAGGGCCUGUGCUGUGGGCGGGUGGAGGAGCCUCUACACGGUCCAGGGCGCGCCAUCCUUGACUGCAUGGUGCUCACCUCCGGAGUGCUGGAAAAGGACCUCGCCGGCCCCAUCUCCUACCUGCUGGGAGCACUGGCUGUGCUGAAUGAAACCCAGCACGUGCUUCUGGCCGAGCUGCUGGAGACGGGGACCCUGUUGGAGCAGUUCGAGCUGGUGAGGAGCCUUUUGGAGCAGAGCUCCCCAUGGCAGAGUUGCAAGGCUGUGUUCCUGCCACCCAAGCUCCUGGGGAGCAGUUGGGGCCCAGAGGCGCCUGCCUGGGUCCUGCUGGAGGAGUGCGGCCUAGGCCUGCAAGUGGGCGCCCCCCAGGUGUCCUGGGAGCCGCAGGCCCAGGGCUGCACGUGUGCACUCUACGCCUGCCUGGCGGUGCUGCUGAGGCUGAGCGAGCCCUGCUAGCCUGCACACCUGGGCAGCUCUCUAGGCAGAGCAGAGCUCACGCCCACCCAGCUGCCAGCCCUGGGAAGGCGAGAGCUCAGUGCAGCCAUGUGGCCAGGUCACCAUGGGGUUGGAAGUUGGGGAAAGUCAAUAAAUGUGAUGUACUAAGGAAA
Molecule: messenger RNA, 2534 nt
Organism: Equus quagga
Lineage: Eukaryota; Metazoa; Chordata; Mammalia; Perissodactyla; Equidae
Gene: GSDMD
Product: gasdermin D
Exons: 12
Coding region: 925-2382 (485 amino acids)
Biological process (GO): defense response to bacterium; pyroptotic inflammatory response
Cellular component (GO): NLRP3 inflammasome complex
Molecular function (GO): phosphatidylinositol-4-phosphate binding; phosphatidylserine binding; phosphatidylinositol-4,5-bisphosphate binding
Source: RefSeq, a predicted model, not a curated record